AUGGCUGCACCGCCGCCUCCACCGCCGCCACCGCCGCCUCCAGGGCCUCCACCACUGUUGGGACUGCCAUCUGGGCUGGGCGAUUUGCCAGCAAGACCACCGCCUGCAGUUGCUCAAGGAAGAAAUGCUUUACUUGGCGAUAUUAGAAAAGGAGCAAAGUUGAAAAAGGCAGUAACUGUGGACAAAUCCAAGCCCAUGAUUGAUACUAAACAGCUGUCAUCUAUAUCUACAUCAACCCCUAGCAAUAAUUCGACGAAAACUGCGCCUCAGGUCCCAGCUGGGGUACCUCAAUUGGGUGAUAUUUUUGCUGGAGGCAUGCCAAAAUUGAAGCGAGUAGAUAAUCGUGCAGGAGUUGUGCCACCAUCGGCGCCUAAAAUACCCAACUUAAACUCACACAAUAAUAAAGCUACAGUACCACCAGCACCACCCCCUCCAGUUGGUCUUCCACCAAGUAUGCCGCCAAAACUACCACCAACGAGACCAAAAAAGUCAAAUCACCUUCAAAGUAGUUCGAUAUCUUCAAUUGAAGAGGUCAGCAAACCUCCGCCUCUACCAUCGGGCCCACCUCCAAUCCCGACUUCUGCACCUCCACCCCCUGCAGUGCCAAUAGCAAAUAGACCGAAUAUGAAAACACCUUCAGCUGCACCGCCGCCGCCGCCACCAGCACCACCAGCACCACCACCAGCACCACCAGCACCUUCACAUACAAUGCAACCAGCAAACAAAUCAAACCUGGCAAUACCUUCGGCUCCUCUGAUACGUCCCAGUGGACUACCUUUCCUUGCGGAAAUAAACGCGAAAAGAGAUGAUAAAAAUGUCAUUGAAAAUGUUGAUACUGGUUCCAAAUCUCAUCAAAAGAAACCAUCAAUACUGUCGUUAACUGCAUCGCGUCUCCCAUCAUCCAAUGCUUCCAAACCUCUGCAAGUUCCUUCAAUACCUGUCACAAGACCACCACCACCUCCUGCACUGCCUGCACCUCCUGCACCAUCUAUGCCACCAGCACCACCUGCACCAUCUAUGCCACCAGCACCUCCUGCACCACCAGCACCUCCUGCACCACCUGCACCUCCUGCACCACCAGCACCUCCUGCACCACCAGCACCUCCUGCACCACCAGCACCUCCUGCACCACCAGCACCUCCUGCACCACCAGCACCUCCUGCACCACCAGCACCUCCUGCACCACCAGCACCUCCACCUCCUCUGACGUUACCUCCGGCUAACUCAAGUGCAAAAGCUUCAAGUUCCAAACCUAUUCCAGCACCUAGUGGCUCUCUCCCAUUUUUGGCCCAAAUCAACGCAAAAAGAAAUGAUGAUUUCGUGAUUGACGGUAGUCGCAACUCUUACUCGACUGCUGCAAAUGAUAAAACCCCUACUCCUUCGCUGCAAAAGCCCAAGUCGGCUAAACUCGCAAUGUUCAAAGAAAACAUCACGAAGAGCCCGAUUCCUCCAGUUCCGUUUACAUUACCACAACCUCAAAAGACUAAACCACCAGCUCCGCCAGUGACUGCUCCCACUCCGGCGCCACCACCACCACCACCACCAUCAUCACUACCAUCCAUGAGAGAUGCUGAGCCUACUUCUCCAGCCAUUCCAUUGUCUAUCCCAAUGCCUAUUGCAACACCACAAGCUCCCAAAUUUCAUCCUCAUAAAGAACCAGUCAAAGCACCAAACCUAGAUCCACCCGCACCACCAACAGAACCGGCUCCUUCAGCUCCUAAAUUCAAAAAAUCCCCACCCCCUUUACCUCCACAAGGACUGACACCUAUGAGGUCUACCAGCGUACCAAAAAAUAACGGCUUGGACUCUAAACAAGAUGCUGGUUUAUCAUUAAGAAAAGUCUCGGCUCUGACAUUCACCAUUAAUGGCUCAGCAACAGGCAAAAGCAAUGGUCAAAAAGUUGUUAUUGAUGAUAAACGAUUCAAAUUUGUAAACGCUAAUUCAUUGCCAAAUCCGAGAAGAUUUGAAAAAGUUCAAAAGCUAUAUCCAAGCGGAAGAGGUUCAUCUAUUCCAUUGGACUUGAGUCUUUACUCUUAG
Lodderomyces oxycetoniae is the source of this 2037-nucleotide messenger RNA. It is a transcript of the gene VRP1, whose product is annotated as Vrp1p. The transcript has a single exon. NCBI's taxonomy places the organism in Eukaryota, Fungi, Ascomycota, Pichiomycetes, Serinales, Debaryomycetaceae. The coding region runs from base 1 to 2037 and encodes 678 amino acids. Gene Ontology annotation, molecular function: actin binding. The record is from RefSeq and is a predicted model, not a curated record.